CGUCCCGGCAGUUCCCGGCGGGAGGCUGACGAGAUGCAACGCGUCUGCGCACAUCCCCGCGUUGUUCUCACUGCGCAUGUGCAGUUGCAACCGGGAUAGUAGACCCUGCGCUUGGUGCGCCUGCGCAGAAGCAAGGCGCGCCGGGGCGACUGGAGCGGUUCCCUCGCAGGCGGCGCCAUUUUGUGCUAGGAGCCUGAUAAAACCGGCCCGGUUCUGUGGAAAGUGGGCGGCGGAGCCAGGGUCCCUGGAAUGGCGGAGACUCUGUCAGGCCUGGGCGAUUCUGGAGCGGCGGGCGCGGCGGCUCUGAGCUCCGCCUCGUCAGAGACCGGGACGCGGCGCCUCAGCGACCUGCGAGUGAUCGAUCUGCGGGCGGAGCUGAGGAAACGGAAUGUGGACUCGAGCGGCAACAAGAGCGUUUUGAUGGAGCGGCUGAAGAAGGCAAUUGAAGAUGAAGGUGGUAAUCCUGACGAAAUUGAAAUUACCUCCGAGGGAAACAAGAAAACAUCAAAGAGGUCUAGCAAAGGGCGCAAACCAGAAGAAGAGGGUGUGGAAGAUAACGGGCUGGAGGAAAACUCUGGGGAUGGACAGGAGGAUGUUGAGACCAGUUUGGAGAACUUGCAGGACAUCGACAUCAUGGAUAUCAGUGUGUUGGAUGAAGCAGAAAUUGAUAAUGGAAGCGUUGCAGAUUGUGUCGAAGACGAUGAUGCUGAUAACCUUCAGGAGUCCCUGUCGGAUAGUAGAGAGCUAGUCGAGGGGGAAAUGAAAGAGCUUCCGGAGCAGCUUCAGGAACAUGCUAUAGAGGACAAAGAAACUAUAAACAAUUUAGAUACUUCAUCAUCUGACUUCACUAUAUUACAGGAAAUUGAAGAGCCAUCCCUGGAGCCAGAAAAUGAGAAAAUACUCGACAUUUUGGGGGAAACUUGUAAAUCUGAGCCAGUAAAAGAAGAAAGUUCCGAGCUGGAGCAGCCAUUUGCACAGGACACAAGUAGCGUGGGGCCAGACAGAAAGCUUGCGGAGGAAGAGGACCUAUUUGACAGCGCCCAUCCGGAAGAGGGUGAUUUAGAUUUGGCCAGCGAGUCAACAGCACACGCUCAGUCGAGCAAGGCAGACAGCCUGUUAGCGGUAGUGAAAAGGGAGCCCGCGGAGCAGCCAGGCGAUGGCGAGAGGACGGACUGUGAGCCUGUAGGGCUAGAGCCGGCAGUUGAGCAGAGUAGUGCGGCCUCCGAGCUCGCGGAGGCCUCUAGCGAGGAGCUCGCGGAAGCACCCACGGAAGCCCCAAGCCCAGAAGCCAGAGAUAGCAAAGAAGACGGGAGGAAGUUUGAUUUUGACGCUUGUAAUGAAGUCCCUCCGGCUCCUAAAGAGUCCUCAACCAGUGAGGGCGCUGAUCAGAAAAUGAGUUCUCCCGAAGAUGACUCGGAUACAAAAAGGCUUUCCAAAGAGGAAAAGGGUCGCAGCAGUUGUGGUAGAAAUUUCUGGGUUAGUGGACUCUCUUCUACAACCAGAGCUACAGAUUUGAAGAAUCUUUUCAGCAAAUAUGGGAAGGUGGUGGGCGCCAAGGUUGUGACAAAUGCCCGGAGUCCUGGAGCUCGCUGUUACGGUUUUGUCACGAUGUCCACAGCAGAAGAGGCCACAAAAUGCAUUAACCACCUGCACAAGACGGAGCUCCACGGAAAGAUGAUCUCUGUGGAGAAAGCCAAAAAUGAACCUGUGGGAAAGAAAACCUCUGACAAAAGAGACAGUGACGGGAAAAAGGAGAAGUCGAGCAACAGUGACAGAUCUGCAAACCUUAAGAGGGAUGAUAAAUGUGACAGAAAAGACGAUGCUAAGAAGGGUGACGACGGAAGUGGAGAAAAGAGUAAGGACCAAGAUGAUCAGAAACCUGGCCCCUCAGAGCGAUCUCGAGCCACAAAGUCAGGAAGUCGAGGGACUGAACGGACUGUAGUAAUGGAUAAAUCCAAAGGGGUGCCUGUGAUUAGUGUAAAAACAUCCGGGUCCAAAGAGAGAGCUUCCAAAAGCCAGGAUCGCAAAUCAGCCAGCAGAGAGAAGCGGUCUGUUGUGUCCUUUGAUAAGGUCAAGGAGCCUCGGAAGUCGAGAGACUCAGAGUCUCAUAGGGUGCGUGAACGCAGUGAACGCGAACAACGCAUGCAGGCGCAGUGGGAGCGCGAGGAGCGUGAGCGGCUGGAGAUUGCCCGAGAGAGGCUGGCCUUCCAGCGCCAGCGGCUGGAGCGGGAGCGCAUGGAGAGGGAGCGGCUGGAGCGCGAACGCAUGCACGUGGAGCACGAGCGCAGGCGCGAGCAGGAGCGCAUCCAUCGUGAGCGCGAGGAGCUGCGGCGCCAGCAGGAACUGCGCUACGAGCAGGAGCGGCGGCCCGCGGUACGGCGACCCUACGACCUGGACCGGCGAGAUGAUGCCUAUUGGCCGGAAGCCAAGCGGGCCGCCCUGGAUGAGCGCUACCAUUCCGACUUUAACCGCCAGGACCGCUUCCAUGACUUUGACCACAGGGACCGUGGCCGCUACCCCGACCACUCGGUGGACAGGAGAGAAGGUUCAAGGUCAAUGAUGGGAGAACGAGAAGGACAGCAUUACCCAGAACGGCAUGGAGGACCAGAGCGCCACGGCCGGGACUCCCGCGAUGGCUGGGGGGGCUAUGGCUCUGACAAGAGGAUGAGUGAGGGCCGGGGGCUGCCUCCUCCCCCCAGACGUGACUGGGGGGACCAUGGCCGAAGAGAGGAUGACCGGGCAUGGCAGGGCACGGCUGACGGGGGCAUGAUGGACAGGGAUCACAAGAGGUGGCAAGGUGGCGAAAGAAGCAUGUCCGGUCACUCUGGGCCUGGCCACAUGAUGAACCGAGGAGGAAUGUCAGGGCGCGGCAGCUUUGCCCCAGGCGGGGCCUCCCGGGGCCACCCCAUCCCACACGGUGGCAUGCAGGGCGGGUUUGGAGGCCAGAGCCGGGGGAGCAGGCCCAGCGACGCCCGUUUCACUCGCCGCUACUGAGUACUUGGAAUCCUGUGUCCUGUUACGUGGCAACAAGGCUAUGUUCUGUUAGGAGUUACCUUAAACUGUGUAAAAAUAUUUUUUUUUAAUCUGCUGCCAUAUUGUAGCUCAAUACAAUGUGAAUUUGUUUUUCGUUUUGGGGUUUUUUUUUUUUUUGUAAUAAAUGUGUUUCCGUUCACAUACCCUUUA
Molecule: messenger RNA, 3183 nt
Organism: Pongo pygmaeus (Bornean orangutan)
Lineage: Eukaryota; Metazoa; Chordata; Mammalia; Primates; Hominidae
Gene: SAFB
Product: scaffold attachment factor B
Exons: 21
Coding region: 250-2994 (914 amino acids)
Biological process (GO): estrogen receptor signaling pathway; regulation of androgen receptor signaling pathway; regulation of mRNA processing
Cellular component (GO): nucleus
Molecular function (GO): sequence-specific DNA binding; RNA binding
Source: RefSeq, a predicted model, not a curated record